AUGGACGAACUGCGGUGCCCUGUUGGUGUCCUCCAGCUCUUGGAUGCCAUAGAGCCUCCAGCUCGUCUCACAUCGCGGAAUCGGCUCGAACUAGGUCUAUUGCCUGGCGGCGAGAAAGGCGUCGACAGUCUGCACGCCGUGGCCGUCGCCAACCUCCACGCGACUGCAAGCGAUGAGGCCAUCACGUUGGGCGUCAGGUGCCUCCUGGCCUUGGGAGAGCUCUGCCGAGAGCUGGAGUGUUCCGAGCGUCUUGGGUUGGUCGGUGGACACCAGGACAUUGUCCGCCUGAUGACAGAGGGUAACACCGCCGGACACCCGCGCGGCCGCGCGUCGGGGUUGUCCACCAAGCAUCAUCAGCAGCAGGAGCGGCCGUCGAGAACUAGCGGUGACGACCAGGCUGGAAGUCAGGGGAAGCCAGGUGCAGAUGACGCGGGCACGUGCUGUGAUAGCGGGACGGGGCAAAACGAAGACGACGGUGAGGAUGAGGAUGAAGUGCAGUCCGCGGCCGCCUAUGUUGCAGCUCAGGUGGUGUGUUCCGGAUCAGCUUUCCCCAUGCGCAAAAUUUUGGGCGCGGAGGGAUCGUCGGGGCUCGGAAGGUUCCCGCUGCAGUACAAUUUUGUCAUCGACCACGCUGAUAAACUGCACCAAACCCAGCUAUCUAGUGCUGCGGGCACUGCUGAAGGUGGGGAUGUCGGCGCCAGCGAGGUGGGUGGAGACGGAGAACCAAUUUCAGUUUUGGUCCGACCGGUGAAGCAGCGGCAGCACAGUCAGUUUGACGUCGGGUUCGUCAUGUGGCCGGCCGCAAUCAUCCUCUCUCGGCUCCUGUGCCGAAACCCUAGGUUAGUCCGUGGUCGGCGCGUGCUCGAGAUCGGGGCCGGUCUUGGCUUGGCUGGGCUUGUAGCCGCACGCAUCCAGCAGGUGCCCUCCUCGGCGUCGAACGCCCCGUUGGAGGAGCUUGCUUGCUCUAACGGCGGCACUGUCGUGGGCAGCCGUAGCGAUGUAGCUGCAGCAUCGGUUACUUUGAGCGAUUUCAACCCCCUAGUUUUGAGGGCUCUGGAGGCUAACGUUGCUCUCAACUCGCCUGAUAGCGGUAUUGUGGCGAACGGGGGAGUGCCUGGCGGUUUUCGGCGGGAUUACUCGAACAGCGACGAAGAGACUGGUAGCGUGCGACCCGAACAUGAUCGAACGGGAGAGGCGCCAGAGGCAACCGUCCAACAUGGAACGGUGCACGUGCGACACCUCGAUUGGGACAAGCUAGAGGGCGUGCCGGGGGUCGGCGCGGACAACUGCCGGUCGUGCUCUGUUAUUGAACAUGGGGAUGGCCGUACUCAAGCCGCUGGGUCCCAGCCUAGAGAGGAUGCCGGUAACAGCAAUUUUGACAACAGCGAGCCCAGCAGUCACGCCGCGGAGUCAUGCUUCCCGCGGGACGGUUGUGUAAAUGGGUUGUCGCGAGGAGAAGACGGUGGGGUUAAGGGCAUGGAGCAUGAGCAUGGUGUGGUUAAGAGCAUCGAGCAUGGGGAGCGCUUUGACGUCAUCAUUGCCUCGGAUCACAUCUGCCAGGCAUCGGACGCGGAGGGCACUAUUCGCGUGCUUCGAGCGAUGCUCGCCGAGGCUCCGGGACCCACAGCAACACCGCCGACAGCAUCCCCAACAAUACCACCACCAGCAACAGGCGGGCAGGCGCACUUCGUCGUGGCUCACCCGCGCACCCGCUGGGGCGUCGACGCCCUCGUGCCUCUCCUUCGAGAAGCCCCGGGGCUGGACUUCACAUGCAAGGAAGUCACCGAUCCUGACCUCGUGGGUGGGCUAGAGGAGGCGGCGUACUUGGCUUGGCUGCACAUACACGUGUGGACGGUCAGCGAGCGGUCAGUAGAGCCCGCUGCUGCUGCGGCUGCUGGAGCUCUGCUGGUUGCGGGGUAACGCUGAGGGUUGGUGCUUGUGUGGCGGGAACGACCAGGUUGGUAGGAGUGCCAUGCACCCCCGUUCCUCGGAAUCCGUGCUCGUGUCAAUUUGGGGUGCAGGCGGCUUAAUAGCGAUAGGGUUAACUCUGGGACAUAUUUUGACGGUACAGUACCGUAGCACUUGGAACUAUAUAAGGCCGAAGUCUACCGGAACUAUUUCAGGUGGUCAAAGCGGCUCUCGGAGUUUUGGUGUGGGUUUUGCGUGAAUUCUGGAGUUGGUAGGGACGUUCAUGGUGAUGGCAUCUACGAACGCUGGUAGCUUUUGGCUGCGGUGCGCUAUUGGACGAACUGCCCUCCGUCGGCUGGAGAGCGGGGAAAAUGCGAAAGGGGUUCGUUUUGAUUUGCGUGCCGGGACCCUGCCGUCACCUUGUGGGGCAUGUUGUUGCAGAAGGGCUGCCGCUUCACGGCUCACCUCGGCAAUGGUUGGGAACGAGUGCGAGUGUAAGCGUACUUUGGGCGAAGCAUAUACGAGCUGGUGUGGAAGUUUUGAUGUGGUUUUGUUAUUUUUUUUCUUUUCGGGCCCGUUGUGUUGCUGAAGAUCUUGCUCCUGUGUACUCUUGUGAUAUCGGGGCGAUGUUUCUACUCUCUCCGCGAGUAGGUCCCAUGGGACCCUAUUUGAACUGCCAUUUUCCCGUGCUCCGUGAGUGUAGCAACCAGAUUCGGCUGCUUAUUUUGGGAAGUCUUCAGCGGGAACCAGGGAUAGGUGUGGGUAUUCUGUCACGGCAGACCGUGGGCCCAAAGCAAACGAUUUUGUCUGACGGCUUUUUCGGGCAACGCCAAAAGUGCGUAACAUGUCGGGUUCACUAGUGAACACCAGCGACACGAGAACUCCCGUCGUUUUCCGUGCGCUGUAAGCUCGAGGGGUUCUGUUUGAAUAUGUCGGCUUUAUCGCGUUCGUUUGCCGAGAGGAUCUGACGAAGAGGAAGGUGGAGAGAGGGGAGGCAUGGUCCCUGUGCCUUCGGAGAUGAAACUGCAUGCAGCGGGAAGCCUUGUCCAGGGCAUCUAUUACAGUGUGUUUGAGCGGCGUGGUGGGCAUAUUUGGCGUUGGUGCGACCUAUCGCAGCAGCGGCUUCGACCCGUUUGUUUUGUUGGCGAAAACUCUUUGGCUUAUUACCACCCCAUGGCUCUUCCCACCCGAUUUUGAACGGGUGGACGACGGCCCUUUUACUUGAGCAUCGGCCCUUAUUUUUCUGUGUGGAUGAUAGAAGGGCAGUCGUGUUGCGUAAGGCGCCUCAAUUGCAUGCAGGUCGAGGGACAAUCUAACGCGGGGUGUCUUUGUCCAUCAUCUGGUCUACCGCUUGGUCCGUUCCUCAGAAAUGCUCAUGUAUGUUCUUCAUCGGGUCCAUUGAGUGCGUUGCUGCAGCGGCGCAAGCUAAGGCUUGGCAACAUUCCGCUGAGUAAGGUUUGGGUGCAAUUUUGGCUCAAGAUAGAUUGUCCGCGCCUGGCUCGCGUCUUCGGUGGCGAAUUGUACUUCAGUUGUAUGCAGGGGUGGGAUGUUUGAAAAUUGGAGCACAGGGUCGGACUUGGGUUUUCUGUGUAAGAGUGUUACGGAUCGCGAUCUGUUCCUUGAAGCAGCGAGAUAAUCGCACGCUCCGUUCACAGGUGGAAUUUCAAUUCUUUCUAGGGCAGCAACUCUUCAA
This is a messenger RNA of Ectocarpus sp. CCAP 1310/34, 3601 nucleotides long. NCBI's taxonomy places the organism in Eukaryota, Phaeophyceae, Ectocarpales, Ectocarpaceae. The record is from the annotation of a GenBank genome assembly.